AUGUACUUGGUUUUUACUGAAAAGAUCCCAAUAGAUGAGAUUAAGAGAGAGUUGAACGCCACUGGGUUGUCAGAAGAGGCUAUUGAGGAACUAUUACAAGUCCUUUCCAUAAAGUCAUUGACUAAGUUGGAAGAGAUACUUGGAGGUGCCGGGGAAGCUAUUGCUGACUUGAAACAACUAUUCUCACUUGCUGAAAAGUUUGGUUACUCCGAUUGGAUUCAGUUUGAUGCAUCAGUUGUUCGUGGUCUUGCUUACUACACGGGUAUUGUUUUUGAGGGUUUAGACCGAGAAGGAAAGCCGAGAGCUAUUUGUGGUGGUGGGCGAUAUGAUCGGUUACUUUCUACUUUUGGCGGGGAUGAUGUUCCAGCUUGUGGCUUUGGGUUUGGUGAUGCUGUCAUUGUGGAAUUGCUCAAGGAAAAGGAACUCGUACCGGAACAUAGCCUUGAAGUAAAUAACAUUGUUUGUGCACUGGAUCGUGAUCUUCAAGGAGUAGCUGCAACAGUUGCUAGUAAACUCAGGGAGAAACGGCAAAGUGUUGAUUUAAUCUUGGAGAGCAAACCACUUAAAUGGGUGUUCAAACGAGCGGCACGGACAAAUGCACAAAGAUUAAUAUUGGUAGGAAAUACCGAGCGGCAGAAGGGUAUGGUUCUUGUAGAAGUGCUUUCAUCCGGUGAACAAUACGAGAUUAAGCUGGACGAGUUGAGUGAAAAAUAUUUAUUCUUUGGCAGCACCUUUUAUGAUGCUCAUGCUUUAUGGACAUGUCUCAUUUUUGAAGAUUCGGCUAAUUAUAUCCUUACAUUACAGCAUAAUAUUCUAUCAUAAUACUUUGUAAAAUUGAUAGUUAAAU
Hibiscus syriacus is the source of this 847-nucleotide messenger RNA. Its product is annotated as histidine--tRNA ligase, chloroplastic/mitochondrial-like. The record is from RefSeq and is a predicted model, not a curated record. Gene Ontology annotation, cellular component: cytoplasm. Gene Ontology annotation, biological process: histidyl-tRNA aminoacylation. Lineage: Eukaryota; Viridiplantae; Streptophyta; Magnoliopsida; Malvales; Malvaceae. Gene Ontology annotation, molecular function: histidine-tRNA ligase activity. The transcript is spliced from 6 exons. The coding region runs from base 1 to 822 and encodes 273 amino acids.